AUGGAUAAUCGCUCGGCUAAUAUAAAGGCAGAAAGUGCUAGUGUGAAGGCUUUGUUUGAUACAAAACCCAAGCGUACAACUAAACUGCUUGAAACACCCAUCUCGAAUGAAUUUCUUCAACGUAAAGCUAAACGGGCCAGGGAACAAGUGCGGAAACAAAAGAUUGCACCCAACAUUGACAAUUUGUUCAAGGCCAUUCUAUCUUGGGAUAUCACUGUCACUAGCGAAACACCACCUGGACGAAAAGAUUUAGCAUAUAUACAUGUGCCUACAACGUUCAAAUCGUUUAAAGAAUACAAGACAGCUUUUGAGCCCUUGCUCGUCAUGGAAACAUGGUCUCAGAUCCAACGCGCUAAAGAAAGCUUAUCUCAGUCGGAUGUGAUGGAGCGAUGCCUGGUUGUCAGUCGAUGCCAUACGAAUGAUUUCGUUGAUAUUACAUUUGCUAUGCCAAUGAGCCUGGUAACCAACAAUAUAUCUAUUGACGAUCUCGUGUGCAUAGCCAAUCAUUUUGGAACAGCCUUCUUUAAUGAUCCUACCAGCUUAACCGAGGGAACUGAAGCGAUGAAACCUUGGAGAGGUAGAGCCUUCUUGGGUAAAGUCAUUUCGAUAAAUCAAACAAAAAAUGUGGGUGAAGUGGGUAUUCGUUGCUACUUCACUUCAGACCGUAUCAGCGUUUUAAAUUCUGUUUCGCCCAAGACAAGCUGGAGUAUUUUACGUAUCAUGAGUCUUACAACUGCCAUGCGUGAGUAUGCAGCAUUAGAGGGGUUAGAGCACUUUGAGCUUGGUCCUGAAAUACUUUGCCCUACGCCAAACACGGACGAAAAACCAAGCGCGUCGAUUAUUCAACAGUAUUGUAAAAACUACGGAUUAAAUGAGCCUCAGGCUCGAGCUAUUGCAUCUGCCAUUCAAAAGCAAUAUGGAUUCUCUUUGAUUCAAGGUCCUCCUGGAACGGGUAAAACAAAAACGAUCUUGGCCUUGAUUGUAUCCUUGCUAGACCAACGAUCGAAUUCGACUCAACAACGUCCUAUUCAUGGUAAACUUCUCGUGUGUGCGCCAAGUAAUGCGGCUGUUGAUGAAAUUACGAAGCGACUGAAGGAUGGUAUCAUGACAGCACAUGGUGUCAGGAGGCCGAAUGUCGUGCGUAUCGGUGUAGCAGAUUCAGUGAAUGCAAGUGUCAAAGACCGUAUAUUAGAUCGUCUAGUUGAAGCCGAGAUGGAUGCUGCUGUUGGAAACGAUACAACGAUUGCAAAGAUAGGUGCUCGUCUUGACAGUCUGCACAACGAGAUUCGCAAUAUUCAGAUUGGACUUGAUGAUGUCGAUCGAGAAAUCACACAGGCAGGAGGUGAUAUGGUACAAAUGUCUAUUCUUCGUGGAAGGCGUAAAGCGCUCGCUCAAAAGCUAGCCAAAGCCAGGAUUGCUCUCAAGGACGCUCAUCAGGAUCAAAAGAAUUAUGGUCAAGAGAUGGAAGUAUCUCGUAUCAGGGCGCGUCAGAAGGUACUUGCAAAUGCAGAUGUUGUCUGUGCCACAUUGAGCGGUAGUGGACAUGAUAUGCUGACAACGAUGGGAAUGUCUUUUGGAACCGUCAUUGUGGAUGAAGCUGCUCAGUCGGUUGAGAUUAGUUCUUUGAUUCCUCUCAAGUUUGAUACACAGAAAUGCGUUCUUGUCGGAGAUCCUAAUCAGCUGCCACCCACGGUCAUGUCCACGAUGGCCGCUAAAUACGACUAUCAGCAGAGUUUGUUUAUGAGAUUAGAGAAAACAAUUGGAGAAGAAGUGAACCUUAUACAGUAUCGUAUGCAUCCCGAGAUUAGUAGCUUUCCAAGCAAACUGUUUUAUCAAUCUCGAUUACAGGAUGGUCCUCAGAUGGAUAAGGUGUCAUCUGCUGUCUGGCAUACGCUACCGGAGUUCCCUCCCUACUGCUUCUUUGAUGUUUAUGAUGGUCAAGAAAAGAUGGGCAGAGGCAAAUCUAUCUUUAAUACAGCAGAGGCAAAUGCCGCAGUGACUCUUGUAGACUUGCUUCUUACAAAACUACCUACAGUCAAGUUUGCUUCAAAAAUUGGUGUUAUUACACCUUAUAAGCAACAAGUAGGUCAACUAAAAGCUGCAUUUCAGAAACGGUUCGGAAGCAACAUUGUGGAUGCGAUUGACUUUAACACAGUCGACGGCUUUCAAGGGCAAGAAAAGGAGAUCAUCAUUUUCUCUUGCGUAAGAGCAGGAAGUGAUCGUGGUAUUGGUUUCCUUGCCGAUAUGCGUCGUAUGAACGUCGGCUUGACUAGAGCCAAAUUCUCUUUGUUUGUCUUGGGCCAUGCAUCGUCGUUGGCAAGAAGUGAAUACUGGGGAGAACUUGUCCGUGAUGCAGAACGAAGAUCACUCAUCCGAGAGGUAAAGGAAAACAUGAAUACAAACAAUUUACUUAUACUUAAUAGUGUCGAUACCCCUACUUUAAUCAUCGCAUGGACGAGUCCAGGAUACCUCAAAACAUUUACGAGAAAGAAUUUACCCCCGCUUCUUCUGUACAGCCAGAUACGACUCCAAAGGGACCGGUUAGGAUAUCUGAACCAACCUUAUCAACAGACUCACCUAGAGUGGGGCAAAAACGAUCACCGAGUCCAAUAA
Molecule: messenger RNA, 2613 nt
Organism: Rhizopus microsporus ATCC 52813
Lineage: Eukaryota; Fungi; Mucoromycota; Mucoromycetes; Mucorales; Rhizopodaceae
Product: P-loop containing nucleoside triphosphate hydrolase protein
Exons: 6
Coding region: 1-2613 (870 amino acids)
Biological process (GO): termination of RNA polymerase II transcription
Cellular component (GO): nuclear body
Molecular function (GO): helicase activity; transcription termination site sequence-specific DNA binding
Source: RefSeq, a predicted model, not a curated record